ACGGUUACACUUUGAAGUCAGUUUCAAAAGAAAAAAGAAAACGACGGUCGAGAUUUUUCGCGUCGCGGAGGAACGCAACUCUGAUUUUCACAGAAGCGAAGGAAAUUGAACAAGUCUGCUGUUCGUGCGAUGCAAAAGCGAUAGGCGCCCCAUCGCUGUGCGUGAAGAGUGCGUAAGGUGGAGAUCCGGGAAAUUCGCAAAUCCUGCGCGAAAACGGGACGAAAAAGCGAGUGGCAGAUUUUUCUGUCUACCUACACAAACACAUAUACGUUGCUGCGCUGGUGUGGGUGUGUUGGCUGGUCCAUCGGAGCGCCGCAAACGAAAAAUUAAUUUGUGAAGUGUAAAAAAGCAGUUAAAUAAAUAAAUGUUUUUUAAAAAAGAUUUUUAAAAGUGAUGGGGAAUUAAAAAGAGCCGCGCCCCGUUUGCCAAACGUUAACUGACACUCACACAAACACUCGGUCAAAAACACACACACUCGCAGAGGGAGAGAGAAAGAGAGAUAGAGAGAGAGAAGAAGAGCGGAGAAGCAAAAAGAGAAAAGUUGUAUGACAGCAACAAAUAGUUUGUUAAUUGCACGGGUUUUUUACUGCUUAAAGUAAAUACGAUUAAAGUCCAAAUCUAAUCCUUCAGUUUGCUCUCCACUCCUUUUUUCGAACUCUUGUUUUCCCUGCCCCUUCGCCGUUUCAUUUGCAUUUCUUCUCUCUCCACCUCUCUUCCCCCUCCUGCGUGCGAAGAAGCAGCAGCAGCAAUUCUCCAGAUCCAGAAGAACAACAAAAAAUAGCAAAUCAAAAUGGCGCACCAGCAGCAACAACAACUGGCUCCAUCGGUCAACUGUUCACUGGACGAUAUCGAUCUGACGGCCCUAAAAGAUCCGGCUGGCAUCUUUGAGCUCAUCGAAGUUGUGGGCAAUGGCACCUACGGUCAGGUCUACAAGGGCCGCCACACGAAGACUGGUCAACUGGCUGCCAUAAAGGUGAUGGACGUCACCGAGGACGAGGAGGAGGAGAUCAAGCUGGAGAUCAACGUGCUGAAGAAGUACUCGAAUCACCGCAACAUCGCCACCUACUACGGGGCGUUCAUCAAGAAGUCGCCGCCGGGGAAGGACGACCAGCUCUGGCUGGUGAUGGAGUACUGCGGCGCCGGCUCGGUGACGGACCUGGUCAAGUCGACGAAGGGCCAGAGCCUCAAGGAGGAGUGGAUCGCCUACAUCUGCCGCGAGAUCCUGCGGGGCCUGAGCUACCUGCACUCGAACAAGGUCAUCCACCGCGACAUCAAGGGCCAGAACGUCCUCCUCACGGAUAACGCUGAAGUCAAAUUGGUGGACUUUGGUGUCUCCGCCCAGCUGGAUCGCACGAUAGGCCGGCGCAACACAUUCAUCGGUACUCCCUACUGGAUGGCCCCCGAGGUCAUUGCCUGCGACGAGAAUCCCGACGCCACGUACGACAAUCGCUCCGAUCUGUGGUCGCUGGGCAUCACCGCCCUCGAGAUGGCUGAGUCACAGCCCCCGCUCUGCGAUCUCCAUCCCAUGCGCGCCCUCUUCCUCAUUCCGCGCAACUCGCCGCCGCGGCUCAAAUCGAAGAAGUGGUCCAAGAAGUUCCACGGCUUCAUUGACACGGUGCUAGUCAAGGACUACCACCAGCGGCCUUACACCGAGAACCUGCUGAAGCACGCGUUCAUCAAGGACCAGCCCACAGAUCGCCAGGUGCGCAUCCAGCUGAAGGACCACAUCGACCGCUGCAAGAAGCGCAAGCAGGAGAAGGAGCGCGAGGACUACCGCUACUCGGGCUCCGACAACGACGACGACGAGCCGCAGCUGGCCGGGGAGCACAGCUCCAUUGUCCAGGCCCCUGGCGGCGACACUCUCCGCCGCAACUUCCAGCAGAUCCAGGAGGGCCGCCUGGCCGCCGAGCAGCAGCAGCAGCAGCACCACCUGAUGGCCCAGGCGCAGGCCCAGGCGGCCGCCGCCCACGCCGCCGCCCAGGCGCAGGCCCAGCUCCAGCAGCAGCAGCAGCAGGCCGCGGCGGCGGCGGCGGCGGCCCACGCGGCGCAGCAGGCCCAGCAUGCCCAGCAGGCCGCCCAGCAGCAGGCGCAGGCCCAGCAGCCGCAGGCCAACCGGCAGCCCAAACCGCCAUCGCGCCAGCAGGUUGAGGAGCCGGGUCCGCCGGCACGCCCUCCGCAGCGACUGAUCGUGGUGCCGGAUCCGCCGCACGCCAAUCGGCCAUUGCCUCCGACCCCCAAGUGCGGGGAGCCGGCGGGCCAGACGCCGCAGCAGCAGCAGCGCAACUCGCAGAAUAACUUCAAGCCAUCGUUACCACCAAGGAGACCUGAGCCACAGCCCCAAACAGCCGCCGGUGGCCAGGGAUCCCAGCAGCAGGCGCAGCCGGAGGCGCCGCCGCGCAACAACCGCCAGUCGAGCGGUCUCUCCUCCUCCGGCGGAUCGGCGUCCGGCGGCAUAGCCGGAUCCGGAUCGGGCUCGUCGAAGCCGGCGGCCGCUCUGCCGCAGCAGGCGAACAACCACCUGGGACAGCCGGUGAACCCGCUCGACCCCUUGGACAGCAGCGACUCCGACAGCGAGCCCGACGAGCCCAACGACCGCGCCAGGAACGACGGAACCCUCCUGGCCAGCGAUCCGCCCAAGCCGCUGCCUGGCUUGGGACCCGUUUCGGAGGACGCCAACACGACCACGCCCCUGAGCAGCCAUGGCAGCGGAGGGCCGCCCAACCGGCCACUGCCUCCGACGCCGGACGACGACGACCAGGCAGGAGAUCGCACCCUGAUCAUGAAGCGCAAACUAGAGCAGAACAUAAACCGCCUGCAAAAGUCGGCCUCGACCUCGCAGGCCAACGUGACUCCUUCGCGCCGCGUCGACGAAUCCAACCUGCUGAAGGACUGGGACUUCGAUCGCUUCUUCCCCAGGAACGGAAACGGGAACGGGAGCGGGAGCGGGAACGGUCCGCGGGGCAGUGGCAGGGGAAGCCCCACCACGACGGCCAGUCUGAGCAGGAGCUCCCAGCUGAGCACCUUGAAGGUGGAGACGAAGCUGCAGCGGGCCAGUGUGGCGGAGGCCAUCGCGAGACCCGUUCCCCGUGGCUAUCAGCCGCUGAAGGGCGAGCCGAGUGCCAGCCAAAGUAUUGCCAAAGAACAGGGAUCCUCCAAAUCCGCAUCUGCCUCUGCAUCGGGAUCGAGAUCUGGAUCUGGAUCGGGAAGCAGUAGCUCCAACUCAACGGCGCACAAGCGCCAGGAUUCGGACUCCCGCCUGCCGACGAACUUCGAGCGAGCCUUCCGCCGCGAGAACUCGGACUUCUUCCCGCUGACCAAGCGGCACUCGGCGGUGCUGAGCGGCGGAUCGGUGGCCAUCUCCCCGGCGUUCGCCGGCCAGGUGCAGAGAGCGAGUGCCGUGUACCAGAGGAACAGCAUUUACAACAGCAGCAUCGCCAGCAAAGGCAAGGAAUCAGGAGCAGGAGCACCUGCAGCCUCAGCUGGAACCACUGCCAAGCCAGGAGGAGCGGCUGCUGCCCAGUCCACCACCACCACCAACACCACUGCCGCCCCGAAAGGAGCUGCUCCGAAGGCUUCCAAGUCCCUGGCCAACUUCAACUUCCUGCGACCGCGUCGCGAAAAGACUGAAUCCGUCAUUGUGCUGCAGAAUGCGGCGGUCCGCGCCCAGAGGCAGCAGCAACUGCAACUGCAACAGCAGCAGCAGCAGCAACAGCAGCAGCAGCAACAGCAACUGCAGCAGCAGCAGAACCGAGGAGGCGGCGGCGGAGGAGGCGGCGGGAGCAGCGGCGGAGGCGCCGAUGGCACCGGACUGGGAACUCCGGGGACGAGGACCAGCAGUGUCCUGCCGGACCUGCUCAGCCAGGCGUCGCCGGCAACGCCACCACGCCAUGAUAAAUCAUCCAGUGAGGAGUAUCAAGCGGCCAUCAGCUCAUCCGUGCAUUCCACGCCAUCGAAAUCGUUUAUCGCCAGCGGCGGAAGCGGCGGCGGCGGAGGCGGACUCGGUUUGGGGGGCGGUACCGUUGUGGGCGGGGUGGUUAUCAGCAGCAACCACUCGCCGCAGUCGACGAUAUCGCUCGCCUCCUCGUCCUCGAACUCGCGCCAGAAUUCGCCGAAGAAUUCGAUCAGCAAGACGCGCUCCUCCAGCAGUAUUACUAAUCUCUUGCACAAAUCUGCUUCUUCCUCCUCUGCGAACCUGCACCACCUGACGCCCUGCUCGUCGACGUCCUCGGCCUCGAUCUCCAACCCGCUGCCCCCGCACGCGUACGCCCUGCAACAGAAGCAGCGCAGCUUCCUGACCUUCGGCUUCGGGGCCGGCGGCUCUGGUCCCUCGCGCCGGGAGUCGCACGUGAACGUCAACGUGACGCCCACCUCCCACGAGGCGGCCAACGACACGCCCGAGAUCCGUAAGUAUAAGAAGCGCUUCAACUCGGAGAUCCUCUGCGCGGCGCUCUGGGGCGUCAACCUGCUCAUCGGCACGGAGAACGGCCUGAUGCUACUGGACCGAUCUGGCCAGGGCAAGGUCUACCAGCUCAUCUCGCGACGCCGCUUCCAGCAAAUGGAGGUGCUAGAGGGUCAGAACAUAUUGGUCACCAUAUCCGGCAAGAAGAACCGCGUGCGCGUCUACUACUUGUCCUGGCUCAAGUCCAAGAUCUUACGCACCGAUGGGCUCUCCGAUCAAGUGGAGCGUCGGAACGGUUGGAUUAACGUGGGUGAUCUACAAGGUGCUGUACAUUUUAAGAUUGUCAAAUACGAGAGGAUUAAGUUCCUAGUGAUUGCAUUAAAAGACUCUAUUGAAAUUUAUGCAUGGGCUCCCAAACCAUAUCACAAAUUUAUGGCAUUUAAGAAUUUUGGUGAACUGGAACAUCGCCCGCUUUUGGUCGAUCUCACCAUUGAGGAUCAGUCCAGACUGAAGGUGAUCUAUGGCUCCGCCGAGGGAUUCCAUGCGGUUGAUCUGGAUUCAGCUGAAGUAUACGACAUAUUUCUUCCCAAGCAUACUCAGGGUGCAAUCAUUCCGCAUUGUAUUGUGGCGCUUCCGAACUCAAAUGGGAUGCAACUGCUGCUGUGCUACGACAACGAGGGCGUCUACGUGAACACUGUGGGCCGCGUUUCCAAGAACAUUGUGCUGCAGUGGGGCGAGAUGCCCACCUCGGUGGCCUACAUUGGCACAGGACAAAUCAUGGGCUGGGGCAAUAAAGCAAUAGAGAUACGUUCCGUUGAGAGCGGCCAUUUGGAUGGUGUGUUCAUGCACAAAAAGGCGCAGCGCUUGAAAUUCCUUUGCGAGCGCAACGACAAAGUAUUCUUCAGCAGUGCCAAAGGUGCUUCAUCGUGUCAAAUCUACUUUAUGACGCUCAACAAGCCGGGCAUGGCCAAUUGGUAAUCCGAUUCGAAGAUCCUCGAUCGACGCCCCAGCGAUCGAUUUGCUCAACCGGCAAUGAAAGCAAAACAACAACAACCCAUAAACAUUUUCUUCUUAUUUUACCACACAAGCAAAACGAAAAAGAAAGUAUCUAAAGCGAACACAUAAAAGAUAAUUAGCUGAUUUAAGUGAUGAAGAGUGCAUAACGAUUAAGUGAGAUAUCCUAAACCGACACACAACACACCACAACAACAACAACAACAGCAACAACAACAAGAACACUGAAGAACACACCAACAAACAAGAAAAACCCAUGAUCAUGAAAUUGUGCUUAUGAAAUUCACCACGACAACGUUUCAAUUAGUAAAUGUGCUAAGGAGAACUCGAUCAACGCGAGCCUAUAUAUAUAUAAAUAAUCUACUUAAUAUUUAGAGACGAACAUUUCAAGCUCACUCGUCGAGGUUUUUUGUCAGAUCUGGUCAGAAAACAGAAAGCAGCCGCAAUUAAGCAAUUCGUAUCCUCCAUCCUUUCGAUGUAUGUAUAUUGACGUUACAUAACCGAACACCAGCACCGAUUUGGAUUCGGAUUCAGAUUCAGAUUCAUUUGAAAUGUCGGUUCACGAUUGUGUUUGAUUUCGCUUACAAGUUAAACUUAAGUUGAAAACCAGCAGCGCAGCAACGCCACAAAAAUGUAUCGAAUUUUCUACACAAAGCAGAAGAACGUCGUAUCUAUAUACGAUAAAUAUAUAUAGAAGAAGAUAUA
Drosophila ficusphila is the source of this 6118-nucleotide messenger RNA. It is a transcript of the gene msn, whose product is annotated as serine/threonine-protein kinase mig-15. The coding region runs from base 791 to 5377 and encodes 1528 amino acids. NCBI's taxonomy places the organism in Eukaryota, Metazoa, Arthropoda, Insecta, Diptera, Drosophilidae. Gene Ontology annotation, biological process: protein phosphorylation. The record is from RefSeq and is a predicted model, not a curated record. Gene Ontology annotation, molecular function: ATP binding; MAP kinase kinase kinase kinase activity. The transcript has 18 exons.